AUGCUUUACUGUCUUGUUUGUAUUUUGAAAGGAUUACGAUGUACUAAUCGUUAUAUUACAUCCAAUAACCUGGAUGGUGUGCUUUUGGAAGCUCAUCAAAUGCUAUUGAACGAACUUGUGGAGUCGAAACGAUGGUCACUGGAUGAUCAGCAAGAUGCACCGGAGUUGUUUACUUACUUUAUGGAUGUCGCUUGCAGUCAGUCCCCAGGGCGUACCGCUUCAAAGGCCACCGAAGGUUUGAGUUUAGUCUCCCAGUUAGUUGGAUCUCGUUUUGAACAUGCUGGUCCACAUUGUUUUCAUCGAGGUCUAGUCAAUGGCAAAAGUCGGACCUACGCCUUCCGUUAUCCUCUACGAACCGAUGUCUUUCAACGCCACCUUUUAGCAAAUCAGGUGAUUUGUACAAACUGUGGUUAUCGAAGUUCUCCCAGCCUACAGGCCGAGGCUUGUAUCACAUUAUGUUUGGAUAAGCAGGUGUUUCGUGUUCCUCCGGAGGAGGUGCAAUCGAGCGUAGCCUAUCUUCUUUUCUACGAGCGUGAACCACCGCAUUUUCGAUCAUCGGUCACCGGAUCUCUUAGCCACCGCGUAUCGAACUACGAAGACGGUAGUUUGUCCGGCCCAUCCCGACCAUAUGGUCUGGUUUCCGACGAGACAAACCGACCAGUCCCUUGGGCUCAUUCGGGAAUGGAUGGAGAUGUAUGUGCCGAGUCUAUCGGGACCGAUAACGCGAAUGUGACUAUUCGAUUCGAUGAUGGUGAUGAGGAUGACACAGAGGAUGAAGACGAGGAGGACUGUGAUGAGGAAGGCGAGGACUCAGAUGUUCCUAGUGAUUUUGCCGAAGAGGAAUUUACCGGUUCUCGAGCAGAGGUUAUCCGUUCGUUGGCCAUGGCUGCAAAACGCUUGCAAAUGUGA
Molecule: messenger RNA, 909 nt
Organism: Echinostoma caproni
Lineage: Eukaryota; Metazoa; Platyhelminthes; Trematoda; Plagiorchiida; Echinostomatidae
Source: the annotation of a GenBank genome assembly